AUGACGGGCGCGGCGCUGCUCGGAGGCCAUGGCCGCAAGCACAAGGUGACUGUCGUCGGAUCCGGAAACUGGGGUUCGACCAUUUCCAAGAUCGUCGCCGAGAACACCAAGCUCUACAAGGACCUCUUCGAGCCCGAGGUCCAGAUGUGGGUGUUUGAGGAGGACGUCGUCGUCCCCGCCGACUCCAGGCACGCCGCCGCCGCUGGCUCCGCGCCCCAGAAGCUCACCGCCAUCAUCAACGAGUACCACGAGAACGUCAAGUACCUACCCGGCAUCACCCUACCCGACAAUCUCAUCGCCAACCCGUCACUGCUCGACGCCGUCCAGGACUCGACCAUCCUCAUCUUCAACCUGCCCCACCAGUUCAUCCACAACGUCUGCGACCAGCUCAAGGGCAAGAUCGUGCCCUUUGCCCGCGGCGUCAGCUGCAUCAAGGGCGUCAACGUCGCCGCCGACGGCGUCAGCCUCUUCAGCGAGUGGAUCGGCGAGGACCUCGACAUCUACGUGGGUGCCCUGAGCGGCGCCAACAUUGCCAACGAGAUCGCCGCCGAGAAGUGGUCCGAGACCACCAUCGCCUACGACCCGCCGACCAUGGACAAUUCGCGCGCCCCGACCCCGCGCUCCGCGAGCCCCAGCGUCGGCACCGUCGACCUCGCCCAGGUCCCGCACAAGGACGCCCGCGGCCGCACCUCCAAGUCCAAGCUGACCCCCGUGCCCGCCGAGUACCCGCCGCUCGACCACGAGUGCCUACGCAAGCUCUUCCACCGCCCGUACUUUCACGUGCAGAUGGUCUCGGACGUGGCGGGCGUGUCGCUCGGUGGCGCGCUUAAGAAUGUCGUCGCGCUCGCCGCCGGCUUCGUUGAGGGCCGCGGCUGGGGCGACAACGCCAAGGCGGCCGUCAUGCGCAUCGGCCUCAUGGAGAUGGUGCGCUUCGGCAAGGAGUUCUUUGGCGAGACGGUGCAGACGGGCACCUUUACCGAGUCCUCGGCCGGCGUGGCCGACCUCAUCACCUCGUCCUCGGGCGGCCGCAACUUUCGCUGCGCCAAGAUGGCCAUCGAGCAGGGCCUCCCUGUCAGCGAGGUCGAGAAGCGCGAGCUCAACGGGCAGAAGCUGCAGGGCACGCUCACCGCGUUCGAGGUGCACAGCUUCCUGUCCACCCGCGACAGGCUCCGCGACUACCCGCUGUUCACGGCCGUCAACGACAUCCUGGUCGGCAAGGCGCAGGUGGAUGACAUACCCUCACUCGUGUCCAAGAUUGACCACGACGAGCCGCGCCUAUGA
Cordyceps fumosorosea ARSEF 2679 is the source of this 1281-nucleotide messenger RNA. Its product is annotated as glycerol-3-phosphate dehydrogenase. Gene Ontology annotation, biological process: glycerol-3-phosphate catabolic process; carbohydrate metabolic process. Gene Ontology annotation, molecular function: NAD binding; glycerol-3-phosphate dehydrogenase [NAD(P)+] activity. NCBI's taxonomy places the organism in Eukaryota, Fungi, Ascomycota, Sordariomycetes, Hypocreales, Cordycipitaceae. The transcript has 2 exons. The record is from RefSeq and is a predicted model, not a curated record. The coding region runs from base 1 to 1281 and encodes 426 amino acids. Gene Ontology annotation, cellular component: nucleus; cytosol; glycerol-3-phosphate dehydrogenase (FAD) complex.